GGGGCCCCAUGAUACCCUAUUGCCCGGGGGCCCCAUGAGUUGUCAGUCCGCCCCUGUGUGCCUGAUGAUCAGUGUGGCCCCAGAAGUACCACCUGUCAGUGUCCAUCAGUGCCACGUGCCAGUGCCCAUCAGUGCCACAUCAAUGCCACAUAUCAGUGCAUACCAGUGCACAUCAAUGCCACAUAUCAGUGCCCAUCUGAGCUGCCUUUCAAUGUCACCCAUCAGUGCCAGUCAGUGCCACCUAUCAAUGCCAAUCAGUGCCACCUAUCAGUGCCAAUCAGUGCCGCCUAUCAGUGCCAGUCAGUGCCACCUAUCAGUGCCAGUCAGUUCCGCCUAACAGUACCAGUCAGUGCCGCCUAUCAAUGCCAGUCAGUGCCACCUAUCAGUGCCAGUCAGUGCUGCCUAUUAGUGCCAUAUAUCAGUGUCAUGUAUCAGUGCUGCCCUUCAGUGCCCAUCAGUGAUGCCUGUCAAUGCCCAUCAGUGCAACCUACCAGUGCCUCCUCAUCAGUGCCCAUCAGUGCCACCUAUCAGUGCAGCCUAUCAGUGCCCAUCACUGCAGCCUCAUUAGCGCACAUCAGCGAAGGAGAAAAAUCACUUAUUUACAAAAUUGUAUAACAAAAAUGAAAAAAAAACUUUUUUUUUCAAAAUUUUCAGUGGUUUUUGGUUUGUUUAAGAAAAAAAUAA
This is a messenger RNA of Staurois parvus, 684 nucleotides long. The record is from the annotation of a GenBank genome assembly. Lineage: Eukaryota; Metazoa; Chordata; Amphibia; Anura; Ranidae.